This is a messenger RNA of Pollicipes pollicipes, 5016 nucleotides long. RefSeq names its product C-myc promoter-binding protein. Gene Ontology annotation, molecular function: protein binding. Bases 139 to 5016 code for a protein of 1625 amino acids. Lineage: Eukaryota; Metazoa; Arthropoda; Thecostraca; Pollicipedomorpha; Pollicipedidae. Gene Ontology annotation, biological process: regulation of Rab protein signal transduction. The record is from RefSeq and is a predicted model, not a curated record. Gene Ontology annotation, cellular component: cytoplasmic vesicle. The transcript has 36 exons.
GGGGUGGUGGGUAUGUGUGUCGUUUGUUUGGACUACGGAAAUUUGGUUUUCGCAAAGCUGAUCACGGCGCCGGACCUGUGGCGAUGAGCUGCCGGCUACGCUGACGACGGCGCAGCUGACGGCCGCGGUAACGCCGCCAUGGAGUCGCACCCUAGCGACCGCCAGGUCGCCGACUACUUCGUCCACUGCGGCCUGCCCUGGAAGCUGGAGGAGCUGGACGCGCCGCUGGAGGACUUCCCCAUCAAGCCGUCCCACAACUACGCCCCCAUCACGGACGUCACCGUCAUCUUCCCGGCCGAGGAGCCCGUGCCGUCCGGCUUCCGGUGCAUCGAGAAAACGCCGACGGGUUUGUCGGCGGACCUGAAUCAUGGCAGCAUUCGCAGCCCGGAGGUGCUGCUUUGUUAUAAACGGGGCUGGGACAAACCGCCGCUGGUGGAUAUCGGGGUGCUGUACGACGGCAAGGAGUACGUGAUGCCCGACUCGCAGGUGGUGGAGUUCACGCCGGCCGGCCGCAUCGCCAAUGUGAACAACAGCACGGCGCGCACGUACAUCACGUACCGGCGCGCGUCCGACUCGUCACCCUGCAACGAGCUGGUGGUCACCGACAUCUGCGUGAUCGUGCUCACCAAGGAUGAGGUGCCCCCACACACAUACUGCAUCAUCCCGAAAACGCUGAACAAGGGCAUGGUCGGCUCUGACGUGUACAUCUGCUACAAAAAGUCGAUGCGACAACCGACGAAGGUCGUCUACAAACCUGGUCUGCUGAGCAGGUUCCCGCUGGAGGACCGGCCGUACUUCCCGCUGCCCGAGUCGGUGCCGCUCUUCUGCCUGCCGAUGGGCGCCACCGUCGAAUGCUGGCCCGCCCAGGCAGCCACACCCAAGCCUGUCUUCUCCACCUUCGUGUUCACCGUGGCUGAGGGAGCUGAGAAGGUGUACGGCAGCUCCAUCACGUUCUACGAGCGGUUCCCGGAGGACCGGCUGACGGAGCAGCAGCGGCUCCAGCUGGGCAUCGACACGCACCACCCGUCCGAGAUCUCGGUCAACACCAACAAGUCGAUCGGCGUGCUGUCGCACUGGCCGCUGUUCGACACGUUCGAGAAGUUCCUGCAGUUCCUGCACCAGACGGCCAUCUCGGGCCGCGCCACGGCCGUGCCGCUGGAGAGGUACAUCAGCCACAUGCUGCUGGAGGUGCCGUUCCCGUCAGUGGCGCGGCCGUACGUGCACGUGCAGCUGGACGGCGGGGCGCCCAUGGUGGUGGCGCAGCCGCACUCGUCGCCGCUGCCCAAGAGCGGCGCCAGCUUCUGCAAGCUGCUCAAGAAUCUGGGCCCCGACAACAGCCUGCUGGUGCUGCUGUUCUCGCUCACCGAGCAGAAGCUGCUGCUGCACAGCCUGCGGCCGGACGUGCUCACGCGCGUGGCCGAGGCCGUCUCCUUGAUGAUCUUCCCGUGCGUCUGGCAAUGUCCGUACAUCCCGCUGUGUCCGCUGGGGCUGGCCGACAUCCUGUCGGCGCCGCUGCCCUUCCUGGUGGGCCUCGACAGCCGCUACUUCGACAUGUACGACCCGCCGCCGGAGGUCACCUGCGUGGACCUCGACACCAACACCAUCUUCAUCGCCGAGGAGAAGCGACACCUGGUGACGAAACUGCUGCCCAGAAAGGCCUGCAAGCAGCUGCGGCACUCCCUGGAGGCCGUGUUCGACAGACUCUACUCCAUGUCCAGGAAACGGGUGAAGGGUGGCAGCCCAGAGAUGGACCUGAAGGUGCAGAUGAUGGAGCACCAGCUGGAGAUCGAGAUCCAGGAGGCCUUCCUUAGGUUCAUGGCGAGUAUCCUGCGCGGCUACCAGGCGUUCCUGAAGCCCAUCAAGUCCAAGCCGACCAUGGGCACCACGGACCCGAGCUCGCUCUUCGACCUGCAAGGGUUCCUGAAGUCGCGAGACAAGGCGCACCACCAGUUCUACCAGAUGAUGAUGACGACGCAGUCGUUCAUCCGGUUCAUCGAGGAACGCAGCUUCGUCUCUGACAAGGACGCCUACCUGGUGUUCUUCGACGAGUGUUUGGCCAAGGACCUGGACUCGCCCGACUGCCGCCUGCUGGAGCCGGACAACCCGCAGAGCGAGCGCACCGUGUUCGUGCCGCCGCCGGAGCCGUUCGAGGGGCGGCAGUUCGUCUACCACGAGUUCGGUGAGCUGCACCGGGAGCUGUUCCUGGCGGCGGCUCCGGGCGCCGCGCCCUCGCCCCUGGUGCGGCGCACCAAACACGAGGUCAUGUCGGCCCGCAAGCAGGCGCUGAAGCAGGCCGAGACGCCUGUCCUCUGGGCUCGCUACCUGGUCGGCACGUGCUUCAGUCUGUGGUUCGUCCACCUGCCCAGCUACGUGGAGGCCUGCGACGACCGGAAGACAGCCAUGGAUCAGGCCUUUCAGAUCAUGGUCGUCAUGCAGAAAAUACUCCAGCAGAGUGUGGAUGAGGUCUGCUACCGCGUGAUGAUGCAGCUGUGCGGUCAGCACUCGCUGCCCGUGCUGGCCGUCAAGGUGCUGUACAAGAUGAAGCAGCUGGGCAUCCACCCGAACGCGCUGACGUACGGCUACUACAACAAGGCGGUGCUGGAGUCGGAGUGGCCCACCGACACGCUGGCCAUGGGCCGUCUGCUCUGGAGCAAACUCAGGAAUGUGGUGCUGGCGGCGGCCGAGUUCCGCGCCGGUCCGCGGCGGAGCGACAAGAAGAGCUCUCUGGCCGGCGGAGACCCGGGGGCCUCCAGCCAGUCACUUGACGCGGACCGUGUGUCGUGCUCGUCGGGCGGCAGCGGCCGGUCAUUGGGCUCCCUCAGCCGGCCGGACGGCCGGACAGGGCGGCCGCCGGUGGCGCGCACGCUCAACUUCGGCCGGCUGGACUUCUCCGAGUCGGACCACUUCCGCUCCCGCGUGGGCAGCAUCGUCAAGAGCUCGGCCGGCGUCCGGCUGCCCGGACAGCCGCAGGCGGCCAAUUACGACAGUUCGGCCGGUGUUCUGAUGGUGGCCUGUCCGGAGGCGGCCGUGCUGAGCGGGCCGGCGAGCGGCGGCAGCGGCGGCGGUGGCGGCGCCGGCGCGGCAGCCGGGCCACGCCACCUGCUCGACUCGCCGCAUCAGGAGGAGCUGCGCGCCCGGCACCUCAGCAACGACACGCCCCAGCACCAGCAGAUAUCGCUGCUCAGGUCGACCAGCUUCGCCGACGACGACCAGAUCCUGGCGUGCCUGCGCGAGCCGCGGACCGACGAGCUGGCGGCGGCCCAGGACAUCAGCCUGGAGGAGCGCGUCAACGCCUACUACGCCGGCGAGCGCUGCGAGAGCCGCGACAGCCGCGAGCGCAGCGUCGACACGCGCAGCGUCGACAGCCUGGAGCUGGCGGCCGAGGCGGUCGGCGGCGGCCUGCAGGCGCGCACGCCCGUCACCGAGAACGACCCGCUGGGCGCGCUGGGCGCCGGCGACAGCCCGCCGUCGUCGGGCCGGCUGUCGGCCGCGCUCUCGGCCACCUCCAGCCAGCCCAGCCGCAAGGCCAGCCUGUUCAAGGCCGAGCCGUUUGCCGACGGCUUCGACCGGCCGGGCGGCAGCGAUGCCAGCCCGUCUUUCGGCAAAAACGGCAAGGCGUCGAGUCCGGCGAGCAGCGCUGUGACCGGCUUCCGGCUUCCGUUCAGCGCUAGUAGUAAGCUGGGCCUGGCCUCCAGCCUGGCCUCGCACAACCUGCGCCGGGCCGAGCGUAGGUUCCGAAAACAUAUCGAUACCAUCACGCCCGAGCUGGACGGACUGAUGAAGAGCUACAGCCCGGCCAGCCUGAAGAACCACGAGCUGCUCAAGUCGGGCGUCAGCUCCAUCCGGUCGGCGGCCACCUCCGUGUACCGCAAGCUGGACGAGCUCAAGGAGGUGAUGUCCAGCCAGAGUCCUGCGCUCACCAAGACCAUGAGCCUGACCAGCAUCGGCGAGGACGACGUGCUGGACGACAUGCGCCACGCCGGCUCGGCCGAGGUCAUACCGGGCUUCUCGGAGACCUGGUGCGACGGCCUCUUCAACGAGACCCAGUCCAGCUCCGAGCUGACGCUGGUGGCGCCGCUGCCACCGCCGCUGCCGCCGCCGCUGGAGCCAGUGGCCGUAGAGCUGGCCCUGACCUCGUGCAGCCGCUGCUACAAGUGCCAGGCCACCGUCUACGACGAGGACAUCAUGGCGGGCUGGUCGGCGGAGGAGAGCAACCUCAACUCAAAGUGUCCGUUCUGCCGGAAGCCGUUCGUGCCGCUGCUGACGGUCCACAUCCGCGACUUCCGCAACCUCAGUCGGCAGCAGCGGACGGCCGAGCUGCACCUGCCCGGCGACCCCAGCGCCGGGGCGCCGCUGGACCCCAUCACGCUGCCGUACCUGAGCCCGCUGGUGCUCAGGAAGGAGGUGGAGAACGUGAUGGACCACGACGGCCACGGCUGCCUCUCGGCGCCCGCCUUCGUUGACCAGCACCCCAUCAUCUACUGGAACCUGGUGUGGUACAUGCAGCGGAUCAGCGCCCCCUCGCACCUGCCGGGCCUCUGUCUGCGCUGCCGGCUGCUGCUGGACCGCGGCGCGCCGGCCGACGACUGGCGGGACGUCACCUGGACCAGCGUGCUCGUCCGCUGCCUCUGGGACAACCCCAAGCUGCACGACGAGAUCGUGCAGCCGAUGUACGUGCAGUGGAAGGAGAACCCGCUGCGCUCGCCGCUGUUCGACGCCCUCGUCACCGACGACGUCGCCGUCUCCAAGACCACGAUGCAGGCGGUGCUCUCGUGCGUCCAGUGCACCACGCUGGACGCGGCGCUCAGCACGCUCAGCGCCAACAUCGGCGCGCGCCGCAUGCGCGACAAGCACUUCUCCACCUACCGGGACAUCAUGUUCCUGGCGUUCUCGGCGCUCGGCCGAGAGAACAUCGACCUCACGCUGUACGACCGGGAGUACCGGCGCGCAUACGAGGAAACUCACGACGAGGCCGUCCACCUGAGCGUGUUCGGCGCGUCGUUAGUGCGUAGUUAG